Messenger RNA from Fraxinus pennsylvanica, 1965 nucleotides. The record is from the annotation of a GenBank genome assembly. NCBI's taxonomy places the organism in Eukaryota, Viridiplantae, Streptophyta, Magnoliopsida, Lamiales, Oleaceae.
AUGGCCCUAAGAGCUUCAGCCACUGUAAGAUCGCCCACUCUUCCAACAUCUCCACCACCCCGCAAGUCAUUUUCUUGUUCUAAACUCACACCAAAAUCUUUGUCUCCCUCAGCCAAAACUACUCUGCCACUAUUUGUGCUCUUCACAGUUCCUCAUGAGGCCAAUGCUCUUGCUAUUUCUAAAGAACAGAUUGUCUCUUCUCUCGACCAGGUGGAGUCGACAAUCAAUCAAGUUCAAGUAGUAGGAUCCAACAUUUUUGAUGUUGCAGGGCAGGUAAUUGGAGGUGUGUUGGAAGCUGUGAAACCAGGAGUUGAUGUGGCAUUGCCUAUCCUAAAGGAAGCCGGAGAACAGGCUGUGAAGAUUGCAUCUCCUGUGGUUUCUGAGGUAUCUAAGAAAGCCCAAGAGACAAUGCAGAGUUCUGGCAUUGACACACAGCCAGUUAUAAGUGCAGCUAAGACAGUUGUUGAUGCUGCACAACAAACAACAAAAGUUAUUGAUGAGGUGAAACCUAUAGCCACUUCUUCUGUUGAAACUAUCUCAUCAGCAGAUCCUGUCAUAAUUGUCGUGGCUGGUGGUGCAUUAUUCCUUGCAUAUCUCUUACUUCCUCCCGUCCUUUCUGCCAUCUCUUUCGGCUUUCGGGGUUACAAGGGUGACCUAACUCCUGCUCAAACUCUUGAUCUGAUGUCCACAAAGAAUUACCUUAUGAUCGAUAUAAGAUCAGAGAAAGACAAAAACAAGGCUGGUGUUCCUCGCCUUCCCUCCAGUGCUAAAAACAAAGUGAUAUCGAUCCCAAGGCCUAAGGUGAUGGCCCUAAGAGCUUCAGCCACUGUAAGAUCGCCCACUCUUCCACCAUCUCCACCACCCCGCAAGUCAUUUUCUUGUUCUAAACUCACACCAAAAUCUUUGUCUCCCUCAGCCAAAACUACUCUGCCACUAUUUGUGCUCUUCACAGUUCCUUAUGAGGCCAAUGCUCUUGCUAUUUCUAAAGAACAGAUUGUCUCUUCUCUCGACCAGGUGGAGUCGACAAUCAAUCAAGUUCAAGAAGUAGGAUCCAACAUUUUUGAUGUUGCACGGCAGGUAAUUGGAGGCGUGUUGGAAGCUGUGAAACCAGGAGUUGAUGUGGCAUUGCCUAUCCUAAAGGAAGCCGGAGAACAGGCUGCGAAGAUUGCAUCUCCUGUGGUUUCUGAGGUCUCUAAGAAAGCCCAAGAGACAAUGCAGAGUUCUGGCAUUGACACACAGCCAGUUAUAAGUGCAACUAAGACAGUUGUUGAUGCUGCACAACAAACAACAAAAGUUAUUGAUGAGGUGAAACCUAUAGCCACCUCCACUGUUGAAACUAUCUCAUCAGCAGAUCCUGUCAUAAUUGUCGUGGCUGGUGGUGCAUUAUUCCUUGCAUAUCUCUUACUUCCUCCUGUCUUCUCUGCCAUCUCUUUCGGCUUUCGGGGUUACAAGGGUGACCUGACUCCUGCUCAAACUCUUGAUCUGAUGUCCACAAAGAAUUACCUUAUGAUCGAUAUAAGAUCAGAGAAAGACAAAAACAAGGCUGGUGUUCCUCGCCUUCCCUCUAAAAACAAAUUGAUAUCGAUCCCUUUAGAAGAAUUACCUAGCAAAAUCAGAAGCCUAGUAAAAAGUGUGAAGAAAGUGGAAGCUGAAUUAGUGGCAUUGAAGAUCUCUUAUCUGAAGAGAAUUGGUAAAGGUUCCAACAUUGUGAUAUUGGACUCGUACUCAGAUUCAGCUAAAAUAGUUGCUAGAGCACUAUCAAAUCUAGGCUUCAAGAAUUGCUGGGUUGUGAUCGAUGGCUUCUCUGGAAGCAAGGGUUGGUCGCAGAGCCGAUUAGAAAUAGAUUCGUAUAAUUUAUCUUUUGCUGAAAUCGUGUCGCCAUCACGAAUCAUCCCUGCAGCAUCUAAACGCUUUAGUACAUCCAAUUCGUCCAAAUUACUUCGUGGCGGCGGCAGCUUAGAGUAA